UCUCUCUCUCACACCGUCUUUCUCUCUCCCUAUCAAAUCCCUUCUCUCUAAUAUGCGAUCUUCAAAACCCUAGUUUCUUCGGAUCGCUUCCAAACUUGCGAUUAUCUCCAAGAUAGUCAAAUCCUUCGCUCUUUCUCCUUUUCUUUCUUCUCUCUUCUUCUUCUUCUUCUUCUCGUUCGUCUGCCUCACCGAUCUCCAUCAAUCCAAAGUAUUGGACCAGAUCACCCUCGUCGAUAUUUUUGAUUCGAUUCCACAAGUGAUUACUAGUUCUCUCAAUCGGUGUAAUGAUCAAUUCUCUAUCGUGUUGAGGAUUUAAAAUCAGUGCUUAAUCCUUCUAGUUUUGGAGCUCCUAACUGGAUUGUUUCUAAAUCAUGAAGCUUCGAAGGAGAAGAGCUUCGGAAGUGCCUACCAAAAUCAGUUUGUUCAUCAAUAGUGUUACUUCUGUUCCACUUGAGCUAAUACAAGAACCCCUUGCAAGCUUUCGCUGGGAAUUCGACAAGGGUGACUUCCAUCAUUGGGUGGACCUCUUCUAUCAUUUUGACACUUUUUUUGAGAAGCACGUAAAAGUAAGGAAGGAUCUGCGUAUUGAGGAAGAAUUUGAUGAAUCUGAUCCACCUUUCCCAAAGGAUGCUGUUCUUCAAGUUCUCAGAGUUAUCAGACUUGUUUUGGAGAACUGCACUAACAAACAGUUUUACACUUCUUAUGAGCAGCAUCUUUCUCUCCUACUUGCAUCUACUGAUGCAGAUGUUGUUGAAGCCUGUCUGCAGACGUUAGCUGCCUUUUUGAAAAGGCCAACUGGAAAAUACUCCAUAAGAGAUGCUUCUCUGAAUCUAAAACUAUUUUCCCUUGCACAAGGCUGGGGGGGAAAAGAGGAAGGCCUUGGCUUGACGUCAUGUGCCACAGAACACAGUUGUGAUCAGCUUUUUCUCCAGCUAGGGUGUACUCUUCUUUUUGAGUUUUAUGCUUCUGAUGAAUCACCAAGUGAGCUUCCUGGCGGUUUACAAGUUAUUCAUGUACCUGAUGUCAGCAUGCGGUCAGAGUCUGACCUGGAACUCCUGAACAAAUUAGUCAUUGAUCACAAUGUUCCUCCCAGUUUAAGAUUUGCGUUGCUGACCAGAUUGAGAUUUGCAAGGGCGUUCUCGUCUUUGGCAACCCGGCAACAGUAUACAUGCAUUCGCUUAUAUGCUUUCAUUGUUUUGGUUCAAGCAAGUGGUGACACUGAGAAUGUUGUUUCUUUCUUUAAUGGCGAACCGGAAUUUGUAAAUGAGUUAGUUACGCUGGUAAGCUAUGAGGAUACUGUGCCAGCGAAAAUAAGGAUACUAUGCUUGCAAUCCUUGGUUGCACUAUCGCAGGAUCGAACUCGGCAGCCGACUGUUUUAACUGCAGUCACCUCCGGCGGGCAUCGUGGUUUGCUAUCUGGCUUAAUGCAGAAAGCAAUUGAUUCUGUUAUUUGUAAUACUUCCAAGUGGUCUCUUGCUUUUGCAGAAGCCUUGUUAUCCCUUGUUACAGUCCUGGUUUCAUCAUCGUCUGGAUGUUCAGCCAUGCGAGAAGCUGGUCUUAUUCCGACCCUAGUGCCUCUCAUCAAAGAUACAGAUCCCCAGCACUUGCAUUUGGUCAGUACUGCUGUGCAUAUAUUAGAAGUCUUCAUGGAUUACAGCAAUCCAGCUGCUGCUUUGUUCAGAGAUUUGGGUGGCUUAGAUGAUACUAUCUUUCGGUUAAAACAGGAAGUCUCUCGAACUGAAGACGAUGUGAAAGAAAUUGUUUGCUGUUCUGGUAGUAAUGGGCCUGAAGACGAUACUGAACAACUUCCCUAUUCUGAAGCAUUAAUUUCGUAUCACAGGAGAUUGUUGUUAAAAGCGUUGUUACGUGCAAUAUCCCUUGGAACUUAUGCUCCUGGUAACACUAACCUCUACGGUUCCGAGGAGAGCUUGUUGCCUGAAUGCUUAUGCAUUAUCUUCCGGAGGGCAAAAGAUUUUGGGGGUGGAGUAUUCUCGCUUGCUGCCACUGUCAUGAGUGAUCUCAUUCAUAAAGAUCCCACUUGUUUCAAUGCUUUAGAUUCAGCUGGUUUAACUUCUGCCUUUCUUGAUGCUAUAUCUGAUGAGGUCAUAUGCUCUGCAGAAGCUAUAACAUGCAUUCCGCAGUGUCUGGAUGCUCUGUGUCUCAACAAUAGCGGUCUUCAAGCUGUGAAGGACCGAAAUGCCUUGAGGUGUUUUGUGAAAAUAUUUAGUUCUCCCUCUUAUCUGAAGGCUCUUACUAGUGAUACACCUGGUUCUCUGUCAAGUGGGCUUGAUGAACUCUUGAGACAUCAAUCUUCGUUGCGCACUUAUGGAGUUGAUAUGUUCAUUGAAAUCCUUAAUUCCAUCUUGAUUAUUGGAUCUGGGAUGGAGGCCACCACCUCUAAGUCAGCGGAUGUGCCUACUGAUGCUGCUCCUGUUCCUAUGGAAAUUGACGUUGAUGAGAAGAGCUUGGCAGUUUCGGAUGAGGCGGAACCAUCUUCUGACACUUCUCCAGCAAACAUUGAGCUAUUUCUGCCAGAUUGUGUGUGUAAUGUUGCUCGUCUCUUUGAAACAGUUCUUCAGAAUGCGGAAGUAUGUUCCCUGUUUGUUGAGAAGAAAGGAAUUGAUACUGUUUUGCAGCUAUUCUCUUUACCUCUUAUGCCUCUAUCAACCUCUCUUGGUCAAAGUUUUUCUGUCGCUUUUAAGAACUUCUCCCCUCAGCAUUCAGCUGGUCUUGCCCGAAUAUUGUGCUCCUACUUAAGAGAACAUCUGAAGAAGACAAACAACCUUUUGGUUUCCAUUGAAGGUACUCAGCUUCUUAAAUUAGAGUCUGCGGUCCAGACAAAGAUUUUGAGAUCUCUUUCUUGCCUAGAAGGCAUGUUGUCCCUCUCCAACUUUUUGUUGAAAGGAUCAGCUUCAGUUAUCUCAGAAUUGAGUGCUGCUAAUGCUGAUGUACUGAAAGAACUUGGUAUAACAUACAAGCAAACGAUUUGGCAGAUGGCCUUGUGUAAUGAUACUAAGGAAGAUGAAAAAAAGAGUGUUGAUCGAGCAUCUGAUAAUUCAGUUUCAGCAUCAUCCAGUACUGCUGAAAGAGAGAGUGAUGAGGAUUCAAGCAAUGCUUUAGCAGUUAGAUACACAAACCCUGUAUCCAUUAGAAGCAGUAGCUCUCAGUCUAUUUGGGGUGGGCAUCGCGAAUUUCUGUCUGUUGUGCGUUCUGGCAGAGGUGUUCAUGGUCAUACCCGCCACGCAAUAGCCCGAAUGAGGGGUGGGAGAACUCGUCGGCACCUGGAGUCUUUUAAUUUUGAUUCUGAAAUUCCAGCGGAUCUGCCAGUAACCUCAUCUUCCCAUGAGCUGAAAAAGAAAAGCACCGAAGUUCUUAUUGCUGAAAUUUUAAACAAGCUGAAUUGUACACUACGUUUUUUUUUCACAUCCCUUGUGAAAGGAUUUACCUCUGCUAAUCGUCGCAGGAUUGAUGGGCCAUCAUUGAGUUCAGCAUCUAAGACUCUUGGUACUGCCCUAGCUAAAGUAUUUCUUGAAGCUCUUAACUUCCAGGGGUACGGUGCUGCUGCUGGGCCUGAUACAUCUCUGUCACUGAAGUGCCGGUACCUUGGAAAAGUGGUAGAUGACAUAACUUUCCUGACAUUUGAUACUCGAAGGAGGGUCUGUUUUACAGCUAUGGUGAAUAGUUUUUAUGUCCAUGGAACAUUUAAGGAACUUCUCACCACCUUUGAAGCUACAAGCCAGUUGCUUUGGAAAGUGCCGUUUUCUAUUCGUGCAUCUAGUACUGAGAAUGAGAAGUCAGGUGAGAGAAAUUUAUGGUCUCACAGUAAGUGGCUGGUAGAUACUCUUCAAAACUAUUGCCGAGCACUGGACUAUUUUGUUAACUCUACGUAUCUUUUAUCUCCAACCUCUCAAACGCAGCUUCUUGUACAGCCAGCUUCAGUUGAUUUGUCGAUUGGACUUUUUCCUGUACCAAGGGAACCUGAGACUUUUGUGCGAAAUCUGCAGUCUCAGGUUCUGGAAGUCAUACUACCUAUAUGGAACCACCCUAUGUUUCCAGAUUGCAAUCCUAAUUUUGUUGCUUCAGUUACCUCCCUUGUUACACAUAUUUACUCUGGUGUUGUGGAUACUAGGGAAAAUCGAAGUGGUGCUACUCAGGGUACAAACCAAAGAGCCUUGCCUCUACAGCCUGACGAAGCCAUUGUUGGUAUGAUUGUUGAAAUGGGAUUUUCAAGGUCAAGGGCUGAAGACGCAUUACGAAGAGUGGGAACGAACAGUGUUGAGAUGGCUAUGGACUGGUUGUUUACCAAUCCUGAGGAUCCUGUGCAGGAAGAUGACGAAUUGGCUCAAGCACUUGCACUAUCUCUUGGAAAUUCAUCUGAAACUCCAAAACUUGAGGAUACAGAAAAGCCUGUAGAUGUUCCGCAGGAAGAAGCAGAACCAAAAGAACCUCCUGUUGAUGAAGUCAUUGCUGCAUCAGUGAAGUUAUUUCAGAGUGAUGAUUCUAUUGCUUUCCCGUUAGUGGAUUUGUUUGUGACACUAUGUAACCGAAACAAAGGGGAAGAUCGGCCAAAAAUCGUGUUUUAUCUUAUUCAGCAACUGAAGCUUGUACAACUUGAUUUCUCCAAGGAUACUGGUGCUUUGACUAUGAUACCACACAUUUUAGCAUUAGUACUCUCAGAAGAUGAUAACACACGAGAAAUUGCUGCACAGGAUGGUAUUGUGGCCGUAGCAAUUGGUAUCUUGACGGAUUUCAACCUUAAGAGUGAAUCUGAAACUGACAUUCUGGCUCCAAAAUGCAUUAGUGCUUUGCUUCUUGUAUUGAGCAUGAUGCUGCAGGCACAGACAAGACUCUCGUCUGAAUAUGUGGAAGGAAAUCAAGGUGGAUCUUUAGUGCUGAGUGAUUCUCCGCAAGACUCAACAGCAGCUUUAAAGGACGCGUUAUCUUCAGAUGUUGCUAAAGGGGAGUCAAACCAGGCUUUGGAAUCGAUGUUUGGGAAAUCUACAGGCUAUCUGACCAUGGAAGAGAGUUCUAAAGUUUUACUAAUCGCCUGUGGCCUCAUAAAGCAGCGUGUUCCAGCUAUGAUCAUGCAGGCUGUGCUUCAGCUAUGUGCCCGUCUAACGAAAUCACAUGCUUUAGCUAUCCAGUUUCUGGAAAAUGGAGGCUUAUCUUCACUUUUUAAUCUUCCGAAAAAAUGUUUUUUCCCUGGGUAUGAUACUGUUGCAUCUGUUAUUGUACGGCAUCUUGUUGAAGAUCCUCAGACUCUCCAAAUUGCUAUGGAAACAGAAAUACGUCAGACCUUGAGUGGGAAGAGACAUAUAGGUAGAGUAUUACCUCGGACAUUCCUGACGACAAUGGCACCUGUAAUUUCAAGAGAUCCGGUUGUUUUUAUGAAAGCUGUGGCUUCAACUUGUCAGUUGGAGUCAUCAGGAGGUACGGACUUUGUGAUACUGACAAAGGAAAAAGAAAAGCCGAAAGUUUCUGGCAGUGAACACGGGUUUUCUUUAAAUGAACCCCUUGGAAUAUCUGAAAAUAAGCUUCAUGAUGGGUCAGGAAAAUGUUCAAAAAGCCACAGAAGAGUCCCCACUAACUUCAUCCAAGUUAUUGAUCAGCUUAUUGACAUUGUCUUGAGUUUUCCUGGGUUGAAGAGGCAGGAAGGUGAAGCAGCCAAUUUAAUUUCGAUGGAUGUUGAUGAGCCAACUACUAAAGUGAAGGGUAAAUCAAAAGUUGGUGAGCCGGAGAAAGCAGAACUUGGGUCUGAAAAAUCUGAAGAAUUGGCCAGGGUAACUUUUAUUUUGAAGUUGUUGAGUGAUAUUGUUCUCAUGUACCUACAUGGUACCAGUGUCAUACUGAGACGGGAUACAGAAAUAUCUCAACUUCGAGGGUCCAAUCUACCUGAUGAUUCACCUGGAAAUGGAGGGUUAAUUUACCAUGUCAUUCAUCGAUUGCUUCCUAUAUCUCUCGAAAAGUUUGUUGGACCUGAAGAAUGGAAGGAGAAACUGUCUGAAAAGGCGUCCUGGUUUCUGGUUGUUUUGUGCAGUCGUUCCAAUGAAGGGCGUAAAAGAAUAAUCAAUGAGCUUACGAGGGUUCUAUCCGUAUUUGCUUCCUUGGGAAGGAGUUCGAGUCAAAGUGUUCUAUUACCUGAUAAAAGAGUUCUUGCUUUUGCUAACCUGGUUUAUUCGAUCUUGACAAAGAAUUCAUCUUCAAGCAAUUUCCCUGGUUGUGGCUGUUCACCUGACGUUGCAAAGAGCAUGAUAGACGGGGGAACUAUCCAGUGUCUGACCAGCAUCCUUAACGUGAUUGAUCUUGACCACCCUGAUGCCCCAAAGCUUGUCACUCUUAUUCUCAAGUCUCUCGAGACACUGACGAGGGCUGCAAAUGCCGCUGAGCAGCUAAAAUCAGAAGUACCAAAUGAGCAAAAAAAUACAGAUUCUGAUGAGAGACAUGAUAGUCAUGGAACUUCAACUUCAACUGAAGUUGAUGAGCUGAAUCAAAAUAAUAGCAGUCUACAGCAAGUAACAGAUGCAGUAGAUAAUGGACAGGAGCAGCCUCAAGUUUCCUCUCAGAGUGAAGGUGAAAGGGGUUCUAGUCUAACCCAGGCUAUGCUUCAGGAGAUGAGGAUAGAGGGCGAUGAGACAAUACUGCCUGAACCUAUUCAGAUGGAUUUCUUUCGAGAAGAGAUUGAAGGUGAUCAAAUCGAAAUGAGUUUUCAUGUUGAAGAUAGGGCUGACGAUGAUGUAGAUGAUGACAUGGACGAUGAAGGAGAGGAUGAUGAAGGAGAUGAUGAAGAUGCAGAUUCAGUGGAAGAUGGAGCUGGUGUUAUGUCUAUUGCUGGAACUGAUGUUGAAGACCCUGAAGAUACUGGCCUUGGAGAUGAAUAUAAUGAUGACAUGGUUGAUGAAGAUGAGGAAGAUGAGGAUGAAUAUAAUGAUGACAUGGUUGAUGAAGAUGAGGAUGAUGAGGAUGAAUAUAAUGAUGACAUGGUGGAUGAAGAUGAGGAUGAUUUCCACGAGACUCGUGUAAUAGAAGUGCGGUGGAGGGAAGCUCUUGAUGGGCUGGAUCACUUCCAGAUUGUUGGGCGAUCUGGUGGUGGAAAUGGUUUUAUUGACGAUAUUACUGCUGAGCCGUUUGAAGGUGUGAAUGUAGACGAUCUGUUUGCUCUGCGGAGAUCCUUGGGCUUCGAGCGUAGACGUCAAACAGGCAGAUCUUCUUUUGAUCGAUCUGGCUCAGAAGUACAUGGUUUUCAGCAUCCGCUCUUCUCCAGGCCUUCACAAACUGGCAAUACAGCGUCAGUUUCAGCAAGUGCUGGCAGUAUAUCCAGGCAUUCAGAAGCUGGCAGCUACGACGUAGCACAAUUUUACAUGUUUGAUUCACCGGUUCUACCAUUUGAUCAAGUACCAGUUGAUCCUUUUAGUGAUCGUUUAGGAGGUGGUGGGGCACCUCCUCCUUUGACUGAUUAUUCUGUUGUGGGUAUGGAUUCAUCAAGAAGAGGGGUUGGUGAUAGUCGGUGGACUGAUGUAGGUCACCCUCAGCCUAGUAGCCUAUCUGCUUCAAUUGCCCAGUUGAUAGAAGAACAUUUUAUUACCAACUUGCGUGCUUCUGCUCCAGUAGAUACUGUUGUUGAAAGGGAGACUAAUACCACAGAAGUCCAAGAGCAGCAGCAGCCGGAUGUUCCUCCAUCUGUUGGAAGCGAAACUGUUUUGGGUGAUGGUAACGAAGGUGGUGAACAAAGUGAAGAACAUGAACUGUUAAAUAACAAUGAAGUUAUGCACCCUCUUCCUUUGAACAGUACACCGAAUGAGAUUGAUAGAAUGGAAGUUGGGGAAGGGGGUGGAGCACCUAUUGAGCAAGUAGACCGUGAAGCAGUGCAUCUUAUCUCCAGUGCUCAGGGUCAAUCUGAUACUUCCGGUAUUCAAAAUGUGUCUGUUACCGCUAUCCCUCCUCCAGUAGAUGAUCCUGAUUCUAAUUUUCAACCAAGUGUUGAUGUAGAUAUGAGUAGUGAUGGUGCAGAGGGAAAUCAAAGUGUACAACCUUCACCUUUGGACGGUGACAACAAUGAGCUCUCAUCCAUGGAAGCUACACAAGAUGUGAGGAAUGAUGAACAAGUUGAUGAAGGUAGCUUGGAUGGUAGGGCACCUGAAGUGAAUGCCAUCGAUCCUACAUUUUUGGAAGCGCUCCCUGAAGAUUUGCGGGCAGAAGUCCUUGCUUCUCAGCAAGCUCAGUCCGUCCAGCCUCCAACUUAUGAACCACCUUCAGUAGACGACAUAGAUCCUGAAUUUUUGGCUGCGCUUCCCCCAGAGAUCCAAAGAGAGGUUCUUGCUCAACAAAGAGCACAAAGGAUGUUACAGCAGUCACAAGGACAGCCAGUUGACAUGGAUAAUGCUUCGAUUAUUGCUACUCUACCUGCUGAUUUACGAGAAGAGGUUCUCUUAACUUCUUCAGAAGCAGUUUUGGCAGCUUUGCCUCCACCUUUACUUGCGGAAGCGCAGAUGCUCAGAGACCGAGCAAUGAGGCACUAUCAAGCUCGUAGUAGAGUUUUUGGAAGUAGCCACAGGCUAAAUAAUCGGAGGAAUGGUUUGGGUUAUAGGCUGACAGGGAUGGAGAGGGGUGUUGGAGUCACUAUUGGUCAGAGGGAUGUUUCGUCUUCUGCAGAUGGCUUGAAAGUAAAAGAGAUUGAAGGAGACCCUCUUGUGAAUGCUGAUGCCUUGAAAUCACUAAUCAGGCUAUUACGACUAGCACAGCCGUUGGGAAAAGGCCUUCUGCAGAGGCUUCUUUUAAAUCUAUGUGCUCACAGUUUUACAAGAGCAAAUCUGGUUCAACUUUUACUGGAUAUGAUUAGGCCAGAGAUGGAAACAUUACCGAGCGAGUUGGCUUUAACUAAUCCGCAAAGACUCUAUGGCUGUCAAUUAAAUGUUGUUUAUGGUCGAUCCCAGCUGUUGAAUGGUCUUCCUCCUUUAGUGUUCCGUCGGGUGCUUGAGGUUUUGACGUACUUGGCUACAAAUCAUUCGGCUGUUGCUGACAUGUUGUUUUAUUUUGAUUCGUCACUUCUAUCCCAGUUGUCAAGCCGAAAAGGUAAAGAGAAAGUUACUCAUGAGACAGAUUCCCGGGAUCUGGAGAUACCUCUGGUUGUCUUCCUUAAACUGCUUAAUCGGCCUCAGCUUUUGCAGAGUACAUCUCAUCUAGCGCUGGUCAUGGGCUUGCUGCAAGUAGUUGUCUACACAGCAGCGUCCCGAAUUGAGGGUUGGUCUCCGUCAUCAGGAGUGCCUGAGAAACUAGAAAACAAACCUGUCGGUGAAGAAGCUUCAAGUGAAACACAAAAAGAUGCUGAAUCUGAGCUAUCUGUUGCAAGAAGAAAGAAUUGUGCUGAAUUAUAUAACAUAUUCUUGCAGUUACCACAGUCGGACCUCUGCAAUCUUUGCAUGCUUCUUGGAUAUGAAGGGUUAUCGGAUAAAAUUUACUCGUUAGCGGGAGAGGUACUGAAAAAGUUGGCUGCCGUAGAUGUUACUCAUCGCAAGUUUUUUACAAAAGAACUCUCAGAGUUGGCGAGUGGUUUGAGUUCCUCAACUGUCCGUGUGCUGGCAACACUAAGCACUACACAGAAGAUGAGUCAGAAUACAUGUUCCAUGGCAGGUGCUUCAAUUCUCCGUGUUCUGCAAGUGCUUAGCUCCCUAACUUCCACUAUUGAUGAUAGCAAUGUGGGAACCGACAAAGAAACAGAUCAGGAGGAACAAAACAUUAUGCAGGGACUAAAGGUGGCAUUAGAGCCCUUGUGGCAGGAACUUGGCCAGUGUAUCAGCAUGACUGAGUUGCAGCUCGAUCAUACUGCAGCUACAUCAAAUGUCAAUCCUGGAGAUCAUGUUCUAGGGAUCUCUCCUACGUCAUCUCUCUCUCCAGGAACUCAGAGUCUCCUGCCUCUUAUUGAGGCUUUCUUUGUUCUCUGUGAGAAGAUUCAAACUCCGUCAAUGUUACAGCAGGAUGCAACUGUGACAGCGGGAGAAGUAAAGGAGUCGUCUACUCAUGGUUCUUCAUCGAAAACCAUUGUAGAUUCUCAGAAGAAAAUUGAUGGUUCUGUUACAUUUUCAAAGUUUGUGGAGAAGCACAGGCGGCUUUUAAAUUCAUUUGUUAGGCAAAAUCCAAGUUUGCUGGAGAAGUCUUUUUCAAUGAUGCUCAAGGCACCAAGGCUGAUUGAUUUUGACAACAAGAAAGCGUACUUCAGGUCAAGAAUAAGGCACCAACAUGAUCAACAUAUUUCUGGGCCAUUACGUAUUAGUGUCCGCCGAGCUUAUGUGUUGGAAGAUUCAUACAACCAGUUACGUAUGCGCUCCCCACAGGAUCUGAAGGGACGUCUGAAUGUGCAGUUUCAAGGUGAGGAAGGUAUUGAUGCUGGUGGCCUGACCCGAGAAUGGUAUCAGUUAUUGUCAAGAGUUAUAUUUGACAAAGGAGCGUUGCUCUUCACUACCGUUGGAAAUGAUGCCACCUUCCAACCGAAUCCCAAUUCUGUUUACCAAACUGAGCAUCUAUCAUACUUCAAAUUUGUUGGUCGCAUGGUGGCAAAGGCGUUGUUUGAUGGGCAGCUUUUGGAUGUCUAUUUCACCCGUUCUUUCUAUAAACACAUACUUGGUGUGAAGGUGACUUAUCAUGACAUUGAGGCGGUGGAUCCUGAUUACUACAAGAAUUUGAAGUGGCUAUUAGAGAAUGAUGUGAGCGACAUACUCGACCUCACAUUUAGUAUGGACGCAGAUGAGGAAAAACACAUUCUUUACGAGAAGACUGAGGUGACGGACUAUGAACUUAAACCUGGAGGACGAAACAUACGGGUAACAGAAGAAACAAAACAUGAAUAUGUUGACCUUGUGGCCGACCACAUACUUACCAGUGCUAUACGCCCUCAAAUCAACGCUUUCCUAGAAGGCUUAAAUGAGUUGAUACCUCGUGAGCUUGUAUCAAUUUUCAAUGAUAAAGAGCUUGAGCUCCUAAUCAGCGGGUUGCCUGAGAUUGAUUUUGAUGAUCUAAAAGCAAAUACCGAGUAUACCAGCUACACGGUAGGGUCCCCUGUUAUUCGUUGGUUCUGGGAGGUUGUCAAAGCUUUCAGCAAAGAAGAUAUGGCUAGAUUUCUUCAAUUUGUCACUGGAACAUCAAAGGUUCCCUUGGAAGGCUUCAAGGCACUGCAAGGUAUUUCUGGCCCUCAAAGAUUACAAAUCCACAAAGCAUAUGGAUCUCCGGAGCGGCUGCCAUCAGCUCAUACAUGUUUUAACCAACUAGACCUCCCUGAGUAUCAAUCUAAGGAACAAGUUCAGGAACGCCUGCUUCUUGCAAUUCACGAAGCCAAUGAAGGUUUUGGGUUUGCUUGAACAAAGCUUAAGAAGAAGGAAGAGCUUUUGAUUAAGAGCAAGAAAUAGAAAACGCAAGUGGCUAUUUUUGUCUGUCCAUAUAUUAUGUUAGUAUAUUAGUCCAUUGUUUUUUUUUUAGGCUUUCUCUCUAUUUCCUUAGAUUUUGUUAAAAAUAGUUGCAAACUCUCAAAUAUUAGUAGUUGAUAUUUGCUAUCCAUUUUUAUAAGAUGAGAAAAUUACAUAACUGCUGGUCAUUAUUUUGAAUACUUCCUUUCUGUCACGCGUAUUGGCAUAUUCCUCAACCAACAUACG
Arabidopsis thaliana (thale cress) is the source of this 11639-nucleotide messenger RNA. RefSeq names its product ubiquitin-protein ligase 2 (gene UPL2). Gene Ontology annotation, biological process: protein ubiquitination. Gene Ontology annotation, molecular function: ubiquitin protein ligase activity; ubiquitin-protein transferase activity. The transcript is spliced from 15 exons. NCBI's taxonomy places the organism in Eukaryota, Viridiplantae, Streptophyta, Magnoliopsida, Brassicales, Brassicaceae. The record is from RefSeq and is marked reviewed. Bases 372 to 11348 code for a protein of 3658 amino acids.